Beauveria bassiana ARSEF 2860 is the source of this 2598-nucleotide messenger RNA. RefSeq names its product subtilase-like protein. The record is from RefSeq and is a predicted model, not a curated record. Bases 1 to 2598 code for a protein of 865 amino acids. Gene Ontology annotation, molecular function: arylsulfatase activity. NCBI's taxonomy places the organism in Eukaryota, Fungi, Ascomycota, Sordariomycetes, Hypocreales, Cordycipitaceae. The transcript has a single exon.
AUGGGAUUGCUCCUCCAGCCAGAGGAAACUACAAAUCACCACAACCACCACAACCACAACGCCUCCGCCAUGGCCGGCCGCCGUUGUCUCGUCGCCGGCCGCCGCCUGGUCGCCGCUCUCUCGUCCUUUUUCCGCAUCACCGACCGCACCUUUGUCUUUGCUCUCGCCGCCACCUCCAUCCUCGCCAGCAAGUGCCUGCACAUCUACAUUCACUCCCAGGUCCUCUCCGUCGGCGAAUUCAUACAAUGGUUCCCGAGCCUGUUUGCGCAGGACACAGUCAUCCUGCUCCUCCUGCGCCUGCUGCUCGACACCAAGGCCCUCGGCCGCUUCGGCGGCGGCUGGUUCCGCUUCUUCGCCACGGCCUUUUGCACCAUUGUCGCCCUGCUCCAGCUCUUCCUCGCCGUCUCCAACAUUUCCUUUUUCCUCAUGAUUGGCGGCGAGCCGCGCUGGCGCAACGCCGGCCUCGUCGCCGACUCCAACACCUGGGCCAUUAUGCUCACCGGCCUUUGGGCCUUUGUCUCGGCCAACGUCGGCCUCAUUUUCAGUAGCAUGCUGUUCAAGAGCCCCCUGUUCUUCCUCGCCGGCAUUGCGCUCGACGUUGUCAAGGCCACGGGCGCUCUGAUCCUGAGCAAGAUUGGCAUCUGCGGCCGCGCCCGUAACCAAGCCGACUACCUCCCCGUCGUCAAGGAGGAGCAAUACGACGACCUCGAGUCCUAUCCCGAAUCUUCAGGCAGUAGCGCGGCCCCGACUCGCCGCAACUCCAAGCUACGCCUGCUCUACAUUGCCACCGCCGUCUUUCUCUUUUUCCAGCUCAUCACAUCGAUCCUUCGACCGUCCUCACAGGCAUUCAUCUUCCUAUCAUGGACCGCCGCCGCCAUGCCCAUCGUCGAUUACCUGCGCGGCUCCGACUCGCCCCUCACCAACAUCAUGCCGGUAUACGACAAGGGCAUGGACGGAAAGUGGAAUGUUCCGUAUGCUCUUUCGACGCCCCCGCACUGGGACUGGCUCCCCAAGCAAGGCAGCGCGCCGCCUGGUUUCGACGACUGGUACGGCGACGACAAGACGCACUACGACAAUACCAUGGAUCCCAUCAGCCAGCCCAACUACGACAAGGACCUGCUCGAGUCGCUCAAGGGCAAGCUUGCCGACGUUACCAUCCGAAACGUCAUGUUCAUCUUUCUCGAGUCCACACGCAAGGAUGUGUUUCCUUUGAAAAAGGGCGAGUACAUUUAUAACAAAAUGGCCGAGACCUGGAACGACAAGAAGCUGCCCGAACAGGCCGAAGAGAGGGCGGCGACCCUGACUCAAAACGCACGGUACCUCACCGGCGACUACCGCGACGGCUUCGACCACAAGGAAACGCCCCGACGAGGUGGCAUCAACGUCAACAGGAACACGCCCUCGGCCACGUACACGCUUAAGAGCCUGACUGGCGGACUCUGCGGCGUCAACCCCCUCGUCGCCGACAUGAACAGGGAGUACAGGCACCACAUCUACCAGCCCUGCCUGCCGCACAUUUUCAAGGUCCUCAACGGCCUCAACGACGCGAGCGGCCGCACCGACGGCUUCCAGAGCCGCCCGUUUAACAACUCGUUUAUGAUGUCCGUCACCGGCCAGUACGACCACCAGUACGAGCUGAUGCAGCGCCUCGGCUACCUCGAGGACGAAAUGGUCGAUUCGGAGUACCUGCACAGCGACCGCGCCGUCUUUGGCAACGUGACCGUCGAGGAUGUGCGCUACGACGGCAUGCCCGAGCCCGCGAUUGAAGAGUACUUUCGCGACGCUUGGCGCACGUCGCGCGAAACCGACACGCGUCUGUUCCUGACGCACUUGACGAGCUCGACGCACUUUCCGUACGGCUUGCCCGGCGACGAGGUGUACGUGCCCAUGGUGCAGGACGACGCCAACAAUCACCUGCAGGACAUUUCCAAGCACCUCAACGCUGUCGGGUACGUGGACCGCUGGGUCGGGCACCUGCUCGACAUUAUCGAGGAAGAGGGCGCGACCGACGAGACCCUCAUCGUGCUCGUGGGCGACCACGGUGUGCCGGUGAUUGAAAUGGGUGGCGCCUCGCCGUGGGGCGUCCCCAGCAUGGGUAGUUUCCACGUGCCGCUCGUCUUUUCGCACCCGAAGCUCCCCGUCGUCGACGUCGACGACCUCGUGUCCUCCAUGUCGGUGCUCCCCACUGUGCUCGACCUGCUCCUCGAGACCAACGGCCUCAACCCCGCGCAGCAAGUCGCCGUGCGGGACCUGCUACACUCGUACGAGGCGCCGUCGCUGCUGCGGCCGCUGCACGCCGACGCGCGGCGCUGGUAUUUCACGAGCGUGAGCCCCGGCGGACAGGCGAUUUCGACGCGCAGCAUGGACAGCCCCCGCUGGCGGCUGCUGGUGCCGCUGAUCCAGGACGCCGAGUGGUACUUUUCGGAUCUAGAGACAGACCCGCACGAGGAGAGGCAGACGGCGAGCUUUGACUUCGUGGGCAUGCUGCGGGCGGUGGAGAAGAUGCAUGGCGUGGAGGCGGCGCAGUGGGCAGAAGAGGCGGCGUUUGCGACGAGGUGGUGGGUGGCGGAUAAUCAUCAGCGGUGGCAGUAUAUUUAA